AUGUCUCAUCGGAGGUUGCAGAUCGGAGCUAUUCUCACAUUUCUAACAGUUUUACCUGCCCUUCUGGUCGGCGCUCAGCAGCAAAAGUUUCGGGUGAUGCCACGGGACCUCCAGGUGUUGGAAGGUUCGGAAGCUCUGCUGCGAUGCGAAAUCUACAACCUAGCCGGGGCGGUCCAGUGGACCAAGGAUGGAUUUGCGCUAGGAUUCUCCCAGACGAUACCGGGCUAUCCGCGCUACUCGGUGCUCGGUGACCGCGCUCAGGGUGUGUACAAUCUGCGCAUAUCGAAUGCUUCCCUGGAGGACGAUGCCGAGUACCAGUGCCAAGUGGGGCCGGCAAAGUUUAACUCUGCGAUCCGAGCCAACGCCAAGCUGAUAGUAAUAUGUAAGUACUUCCCUCUGUACUUCUGGAUGCUGAUCGUUUCGCAUAUGUUUCCCUGUAAGCACCCCUGA
Molecule: messenger RNA, 450 nt
Organism: Sabethes cyaneus
Lineage: Eukaryota; Metazoa; Arthropoda; Insecta; Diptera; Culicidae
Product: kin of IRRE-like protein 1
Exons: 3
Coding region: 1-450 (149 amino acids)
Biological process (GO): cell-cell adhesion
Cellular component (GO): cell-cell junction
Molecular function (GO): cell adhesion molecule binding
Source: RefSeq, a predicted model, not a curated record